AUGACUGACCGAAAGCUGUUUCGUCGUCUUCCUACAGCCGUCGUUCCUUGUAACUAUGUUAUCAGACUUCAUCCAGACGUCGUAAGCUUUACAUUCACUGGUCAGGAAGACAUCAGCGUUGAGAUAACAGAGUCAGUCACAGACGUGACACUGAAUUGCCUAGAUAUCAGAAUAACUAGUGCAAAAUUUACUACAAAGAAUGCAUCUCUGAUUGGAACAACUACCUACAAUGUUGAAGCACAAGUUGCUACAAUUCAUUUUCCAGAAGCACUUUCUCUAGGAACUGGACAGCUCUCAUUGAAAUUUACAGGAGAGCUAAAUGACAAACUGAAGGGCUUUUAUCGAAGCAAAUACACACAUCCUAAUGGAGAGACACGCUAUGCCGCUGUUACUCAGUUUGAGCCAACAGAAGCUCGUAGAGCAUUUCCUUGCUGGGAUGAACCUGCACUGAAAGCAACAUUUGAAAUUACACUGGUGGCACUGAAAAAUCAAGUUGCUCUCUCUAACAUGGUGAGAAACUGCAAUUAUGGCAAGGAUCCUACUUGCCUGUAA
Messenger RNA from Corticium candelabrum, 552 nucleotides. Its product is annotated as puromycin-sensitive aminopeptidase-like protein. Lineage: Eukaryota; Metazoa; Porifera; Homoscleromorpha; Homosclerophorida; Plakinidae. Gene Ontology annotation, cellular component: cytoplasm. Gene Ontology annotation, molecular function: peptide binding; metalloaminopeptidase activity; zinc ion binding. Gene Ontology annotation, biological process: peptide catabolic process; proteolysis. Bases 1 to 552 code for a protein of 183 amino acids. The record is from RefSeq and is a predicted model, not a curated record. The transcript has 4 exons.